Messenger RNA from Heterobasidion irregulare TC 32-1, 1962 nucleotides. RefSeq lists its product as uncharacterized. Gene Ontology annotation, cellular component: nucleus. Gene Ontology annotation, biological process: regulation of transcription by RNA polymerase II. The record is from RefSeq and is a predicted model, not a curated record. NCBI's taxonomy places the organism in Eukaryota, Fungi, Basidiomycota, Agaricomycetes, Russulales, Bondarzewiaceae. The transcript has 3 exons. Bases 1 to 1443 code for a protein of 480 amino acids. Gene Ontology annotation, molecular function: DNA-binding transcription factor activity, RNA polymerase II-specific; sequence-specific double-stranded DNA binding.
AUGAAAAGACGAUUCUCAGAGGAGAAGUACGAGCACGAGUCGCGUUCAAGUCCCUCGGUAUCGUCCUCGCAUGGCGAAGGUGGACUAGCAGACACGGAGACGGACGCGAACCCUAGCCAUUCAGAUGCAGGUCCCAGUCAACUCUCGGGGAUCCCCUCUCGUAGCCAGCUUCAAGAGACUGGCAUUCAAGCCCAGCAAGCCGCCCCUCCACCCCAAAAGAAGAAGAGAACGCGCACCCUAACUACCCCACACCAGUCUGCCGUGCUGCACGCAUUGCUUGCUCAGUCCCGAUUCCCGACGACUGCUAUGCGUGAAGAAGUCGGCCGCUCUAUCGGAUUGAGUGCUCGGAAAGUCCAAAAUCAGCGUCAAAAGGCUCGCCGUCCGCGCAGUCAGAGCGCAGUCCCACCUCUGACACGCCCGCCGCAAUAUGGCCCAUUUGCUAAUUCCCCUUCAUCCGCGCCAGCGAUGACACAGACUCCCUAUACGUCUGCGCCACUGGGCAGCGCGUCUUCAUAUAGCACAUUCUCUGGCCACUCAGGCCAGCAUAGCGCGGGCCACGAUCAUUAUCACCCUGAAGGAUAUACACACCAUCGUACUGGCGCUAGCUCAAGUCCGACCACACGCCUCUCUGGGCCAGGCGUGCCGGGGCCCAGCACGCCAUUUGCUCCACGCCUGCACCCUGCUCCGCAGCCAUUGGGCCCUCCUCCCCCGGGUUAUAUUCCUUCAUCUGGCUAUGCAGAGCACUGGUCGCCUCAUGAACCGCCUUUCGGUCAUGCACAUGGGGCUAGCUUGAGCGUUGAUCCUCGCCAGACGCCUCCUGUACAGCGUGAAUAUGCUAUUCAGUUACCGCCGCUUGUGCUCGAUGAACGACAGCACACAGGCACGAGUCGGAGUAGUUUUCCACCCUUGGCGCCGCCUCCUUUUCCAUCAGCUCCGCCGCACCUCGAUGCAUUCCAACCCUCGUCAUUGCGGUCACCCUUUAAUGCUACGCCCAACUCUCCUUUCUCACCUUACCCGCCCCGCGGCCUAUCUCAUGAGCCUGGCUCGUCAUCGCGCAUCCUCCCUCGUCUGCACAUUCCCACGCCAUAUGCCCAGUCAUCACCACGACGGAAUCCCACGUCCCUCUCCCCUUACGCCCUUGCGGGACCGUCUGCUUCUAGCUCGACUUCCGGCGGAGCGUUCAUACGCAACACCAUGACUUCGAUCGGUCGGCCAGAACCGCCCACCCUCUCCUUGGCGCCCGUCGCUCCAUCAUGGCGUAUUUCUAGUCCUCGUCCUCCUAGUCCCAGUCCUCGUCUCUCAUCCUCCAGAACCGCCACCCCGCCUCCUCGCCCAGCACGCUUCGAUCCUGUGCGUGCGGCCCAAAACGAGAACAACGGUGGAGGCUUCCAAAAUACUGGCCCGCCCGCGAGACGCACGCCCCCGGACCACACAGCCCCCUGAAUGAGACAUUCACGCCUUCUGAUGCGAUACGACGCCGCUGCAGCAUUAUCAAGCUCACGACGCCACUCACGCCCCCAAUGAAAAAAACGUCUAUAGACGAUAUUUCUCGACCACGCAUUCGUUUCUUCCUACUCCUACCUCUUUCGUUCUUUGACUUCGUAAUCCGUCCCCUUUUUUCGUUCUAUCACUGACAUCUAACGGGACAUUCCUAUACGCGUUCUUUGAUAUCUGUGCUCGCUUAAUUCUGGCCGCGAAAUGGCCCAGUUGUUCAUUAUGUUUCCAUCGUUCACACUGCCGCAUCGUUAAUUUACGACGUAAUUCUAGUAGUCACCACUUACUCUAACGACUUCUCUUUAAUCCCUACUAUAUUGUCGCGUCGUCGUCGAUGCGUUUUUUCCGCUUACAUUUCCUGUAUCGUUGCUACAUGAUAUAUCAAUCACCUUCCUUUACCUGUUUGUAUUCACCAUAGACUUAUACGCGCCCUUAUAAUAUGCCGGCAUCCCAUCGGCGUAGCGAACC